Messenger RNA from Engraulis encrasicolus (European anchovy), 2925 nucleotides. RefSeq names its product RAB20, member RAS oncogene family (gene rab20). Gene Ontology annotation, molecular function: GTP binding; GTPase activity. Gene Ontology annotation, biological process: intracellular protein transport. Gene Ontology annotation, cellular component: endomembrane system. The record is from RefSeq and is a predicted model, not a curated record. NCBI's taxonomy places the organism in Eukaryota, Metazoa, Chordata, Actinopteri, Clupeiformes, Engraulidae. The coding region runs from base 771 to 1592 and encodes 273 amino acids. The transcript has 2 exons.
CUCGUGGGACUAUGACAGCCAUGCAACAAACGACUCGCGACCAUGUUCUUCUUACCUAUCAAAUGAGGGCAAUUCACAACACCGCCAACCAAAGCGACUACUCGUUUUAGGUUUAUCAUGGGUCAAAGGAACUUUAGCUGGGCUGGGAGCAGCCAACAGCUAACCAAACCCGUCAACUCCGAGAAUCACCCAACGCCUGGAUUAGCCAAUCAGAAAGCGGGACAAAGCCCCUGACUUUCCAAGUGCUGGCAAGUAAACUAUGGAACUCUUGAAGAGACACCCUGAUAAACAGCAACAUACUAUUUUACAUUGAGCAUCAUGUCCGGUCCCCGAAUGUCCCACGAAUGUGUGACACACCAAAUGACCGUUUUCUUGCCCAUGCUUUUGACAUGACAUGUAACAUUGAUAUUCUGAGUAGUUUACAGGUGAUUUGUUUUGGCCCCUCCUUUGAAGGCAAGUUCCUGUUUCGUCACUCAUCGCGGCUCAAGAAACAGCGACAGAAGAGAACCGUGCUACCAGUUGAUGGCUAAUUAGUUGCUCAACAUUCCAAAAGAUACUUUGUUUCGAGUUUGGACGGCGAAAGAUUGUUAACUUGUAGCAGCUUUGUUGUGGAAUAGCGUACGCGCGUGUUCUGCCGUCAUGCGUUCUUCAAAAACUUGUUUCAGUAGCUUGGCAUUGUCCCUCAAAUCAAGGUGUUUUUAAAUGAGAUCCACGCACAGUGCUCAGUUUCUUGACCUGCCGCUGAGAAACAGCGGGUCACGCCAAGGACCAUGCCUGAACCAGGGAAGAUGAGGAAGCCCGACGUGAAAGUUGUAAUACUUGGUGACAUGAACGUAGGAAAGACUUCGCUUCUACACCGAUACACCGAGAGAAAAUUCAAAGACACUAUCAGCACUGUUGGCGGAGCAUUCUUCUUGAAGCAAUGGGGACCCUAUAACAUCUCCAUCUGGGAUACCGCUGGUCGUGAGCAGUUCCACGGGCUGGGCUCCAUGUACUGCCGGGGGGCCUCGGCCGUCAUCCUGACCUACGACGUCACCAACUGGCAGACGCUGGCCGAGCUGGAGGACCGCUUCCUGUCGCUCACCGACACCGCCAACGGGGACUGCAUCUACGCCAUCGUGGGAAACAAGGCCGACCUCACCGACUCGGGCUCCCACCAUCGCGGCUCAGACCAUCACCCGACCAACCAGGAUGGAGCAGGGCACCAGACGCAGGCGGAGCAGCAGGGACUUGGCACAGAGCUCCAGCCCACCGGAGGUGGAGGUUUGGGAGGAGGAGGAGGAGGAGAAGGAGAAGGAACUGGUGACACUUCGGCCCCGGUCCAGAAGCAGGUGAGCCAGGAGGACGCCCGGGCGCUGUACAGCCGCGUGCUGCGCUACAAGGGCAUGGAGGACCGCGCGUGCCCGCCUGCCGAGCGUCUCUGCUUCGAGACCAGCGCCAAGACGGGCUACAACGUGGACACGCUGUUCGAGACCAUCUUCGACAUGGUGCUGCCCUCCAUCCUGAAGAAGAGGAGCCAGGGGGAGCCCUCCACCGUGGACCUGGAGGAGUGCAGGGUACCCAGCAAGAGCACUAAGGGUGGCUGCUGUUAGGGAUUGGCUGGAGGGAUGGGGGGAGGGUCCUGCAGGGUCAGGCCACCAAUCAAAACCCGUUUUUUUGUCGGAUGUAAUGUGGGACAGCUUGGCGAAUCUGAUUUUGACCAUCAGGGUCAAAGACCAGGGUCGGGUCACCAAUCAAAAGCCAUUGUGAGGAAUUUCAGUUGGAUGUAACAUGGGACAGGUGGUUGCCAAAGCUGAUGGUUGACUAUCAUGUUCAAAGACAAGGGUCGAGUCACAAAUCAAAAGCCAUUGUGCGGAAUUUCAGUUGGGCGUAAUGAAAGAGGUUGCCAAAGCUGAGGGUUUACUACAGUGGUUCUUAACCUGGGGUGCGGGCACUCCCUGAGGGUGCGUCAGAAAUAGGAGGGGGUCCACGGAAUUUUGAUUGUGUUGAGGUUGUCACAAAAAAAAUUCUUCAGAACAUUAUAAUUACGCCAAAUCAAAAUAAGAAUGUUUUGGUCCCCAUUUCAAGUCAUGGGUUGGGAGUUGUCUGGGGGGGGGCGGGGGCGGGGGGUGGAGAUUAAGAACCACUGGCUUCCUCUCAGGUUUGAAGACCGGCUUGCUAUCUGGUUGAUGUGUACAUGUAAAUGGCAAUGCCAUGGUUUAGGAUUGUAUUUUGGUUGCCGAUGAGGAUCGAGGGAUUAGCGUCAGUUGAAAGACCUGCUUCUUUCUGACUGAUGCGUACAUGUCAAUCACAGAGUGCUUGAGGACUGGUGUUGCGAGUAUUUUGCCACUGUAAACAGAACAUUGACGAUGCCUUUACUGUCGCACCUCCAGACUGUUGAAAUAAUCACAUCAUGGACAUGUUUGAAAAAAGAGACAUUGUCUUUAUUUCUGUGUAGUGGAAAUGAAAUUGAAGAAAUAAGUGCACAUUUCAUAAGAUUUAGUUUUUUUGCCUUAAGAACAGUAUUGUGGAGAGAAAAAAAGAAACAAAGCAGACUUGUGUAUAAAUGAGACACGCUGCCAAUCAGUCACUGAAGUACUUUUCUUGUUGAAUGUUAAGGGACUAGAAAGCACUUAAAAGGGCCUGCAUAUGAGAUGACACUGAAUGACUUUCCUAUUUUGAGGAAAAAGGUUUUUUUAAAUGAACAGUAAAAAAUUGCUUGAAAUAUGGAAAUAAAACAUGUUUUUCAAAAAAAGUUUUAUCCAUGCAAUGUAUCACAAUAAAUGCUUGUACUUUGCUCAAGAGACGCUGGUAGAUUUUUUCACUAGCUCUAUAAAAUAUUUUUUUUCAUUCUCAUAAGUAUAUUCAAUUCCAUGACAGUCUCGAAUUGACUGGUUAUGUACAGCUACUAGGAGUUAUGGGGUCAUGUACUAAGCAUAAAUCAAG